Messenger RNA from Dunckerocampus dactyliophorus (ringed pipefish), 1405 nucleotides. Its product is annotated as peroxiredoxin-like 2A. The transcript is spliced from 7 exons. NCBI's taxonomy places the organism in Eukaryota, Metazoa, Chordata, Actinopteri, Syngnathiformes, Syngnathidae. The record is from RefSeq and is a predicted model, not a curated record.
UUCCCUACAUGCUGCUUGCUCCGCGCUCACUGCGUUAUUUAACGCGCAUGCGCAACAGUAAGUCGUUUACGAAGAAGGCUGGUAUCGUCACAAACAGCUCGGGUGCCUUUGUGUAUAGGGGAAGGCUCACAAUGGCAAUGCUACUGGCAGCUUUGAGGCGAACGCUACACUCUCCCUUUCGUUGCUCUGUCUUCCCCCUGGGACGCGCCGCUGUGAGCGUGGCCACUCACUUUCACCAAAGUAGAGCCAAAGCAAGUCCUGACCCAAACAAACCAGUAUUUGGGUCCGUGUUGGACUUCGACCUGUUUGGAAUGGGGAUGUGGACCCUGGGUCUGGGGGCCAUCGGAGCAGCCGUGGCCGGGAUCUUCCUGGUCAACUCCGACCUGUGCCUCCCCAAAGUCAGUCCUGCUUCGCUGGAACACCUCGCAGAUGCUGACCUACGCUCCACCACUGACGAAGGAGAGGUCAUCAAAGCAAAGAGUCUCUGGGAGAAGAACGGCGCCGUCAUCCUGGCCGUGCGGCGCCCCGGAUGAUCUUUGUGCAGAGAGGAGGCCUCCGAGCUGUCCUCUCUGAAGCCCCAGCUGGAAGAGCUCGGGGUCCCUCUGGUGGCCUUGGUGAAGGAGAGCGUCGGCACAGAGAUUCAAGACUUCAGACCGCACUUCGCUGGGGACAUUUACAUCGAUGAAAAGAAACAUUUCUACGGUCCCAAAAUGGGCGGCAUGGGGUUGUUCCGCCUGGCGGCGUUGCAGAACUACAUCCGGGCCUGGAGGUCCGGUUACCAGGGCAACUUGAAGGGCGAGGGCUUCAUCCUGGGUGGCGUGUUUGUCAUCGGCGCAGGAGAGCAGGGGGUCCUACUGGAGCACCGUGAGAAGGAGUUCGGCAACAAAGUGGAAGCGGCGCGCGUUCUUGAAGCCGUUAGGAAAAUUGCUCCUCGCAAAUAAGUUGAGUAGAAUGCUAAAUAUAAGACAGAACCAAUUAGAUUUGAUAGUCAGCAGUCAAUGUUUAGUCAUGAACAGUGUACCUCAAUCAUGAGCAAAAAACCUCUGCAGACACUUUAAAGCUAAGACGGGUAUUAAAACGGGGACUUGAUUUAAAUUACGUGAAUUCUAACUUUGUGUUUACACUAUUAACACUGGAAUUGUUUGUUUAUUGUUUUGGGGGGAGUGUCCUACAUUAUCUCCUACUCAGACAUGACUCGACGUGUGUGUGUGUGUGUGUGUAACAAUGACAACUUGACUCAAAAACUCCAGAGGAGAGGAGCAGGUUUGAUGAUCGAAACACACACGCACACACACGUUGUGCUGCACACCGUUGCUGCCCCGCUGAGGCGUGCUCGCUCGUGUUUGUGUGUGUGAGACAAUGUGGGACACGUGAGCAGCAGCAAUAAAUGGACAUUUUACACUAA